GGAAGCUGCAGGUCAUUUGACGCUGUUUGCUCUUCACUGCAAAGCCUCAUCAGAGGCGGUCAUUGAAAACGGGCUAUUCUGGACAACUUAAAAUGUUUUUCAUCGCUGCUUUUUUCGUGUUGGGGACCUUAACAUCCGUAAGAAGUGUGGAGCACUCUCUGACGUACAUCUACACGGCCUUCUCCCAUCCUGUGAAGCUCCCAGGCAUCCAUGAAUUCACUGCCAUGGGUCUGCUGGACAACAGGAUGAUCGACUACUAUGACAGCUCUGUGCAAAAGAAAAUUCCCAAACAGAAGUGGAUGAAGGAGCGACUCCAGCCGGAAUACUGGGAAAAAGGCACACAGUCCCGGCAGAGCAAGCAGCAGUGGUUCAAGGUUAACAUUGACAUCCUGAUCAACCGAAUGAGACAAACGUCUAAUGACACUCAUGUUCUUCAGUGGAUGCAUGGUUGUGUCGGCAAAGAGGAUGAUAAUGGAAACAUCCAGUUUGAGCGUGGCAUGGACAUGUACAACUAUGAUGGAGAUGACUUCCUGCGUUUUGAUGAUGAACAUCAAGUUUGGGUGGCUGCAGCAGAUGCAGCAUUCCCCACCAAGAGGAAGUGGGAUGAUGUCACAGCUCUGAAAGACUACACCAAGGGUUACCUGGAGAAGGAGUGCAUGGAAUGGAUGAAGACCUUCCUGAAAUAUUCAACAGAGCAGGAAAAAGUUCUCUCUACAACCAAACCACCUGAAGUGUUUAUGUUUGCAACCCCAGCUAAGAAAAAAUCAAACAUGGUGCUGACAUGCUUUGCUACAGGAUUUCUUCCAAAGGAAAUUACUAUGGAGAUCAAGAGAGAUCUAGAAGGAAAGAGCCGUGUUCUUUCAGCAGAUGAUGGGCUGGUGUCGUCCGGGGUUCGCCCAAAUGAGGAUGACACUUUCCAAAGAAGAGACCAUGUGGAGAUCUUGAAGACAGAUCCUGCAUCUUACUCUUGCAGAGUCAUCCAUAAAGCUACAAACAUGGAUGUUGAGCAGGCCUGGGAUCACCAACAUCCUGAUAAUGAUGCAACAGGAAUUAUUAUUGGUGCUGCUGCUGGUGUAGUCGUCUUGAUUGCAGUGGGGAUUGUUGCCGUGGUGAUUGUGAUGCUGAAGAAGAAAAGAAAACCUUCUCCUUCUUCUUCAACAUCUUCCAUGAGCUCUCCAGAAAACACUGAACUCCUCAAGAAGAAUAGCAAUGAAUCUCUCAGCAGUGGUGACUCUGCUAUCGGCAGCAUCAAGUCUCAAGACAGCAACGAACCCCUCAUGAACAGCACCGAAGAUGCCAAAGGAAAACCUUCUCCUUCUUCUUCAACAUCUUCCAUGAGUCAUGUUGGUUUGACCAUGCCUCCCGAGAACAGUGAAAUUCCUAAUGGCAUUUCCCAAACUAGCAACGACUCCUCUGAAGAAAUCAGGGUACCCCUCAUGGGCAGCAAUGAAUCUCUCAACAGUGGCGACUCUGCUUUCGGCAGCCCUAAAGAUUCUCGGUCUACUUCACCUUCUUCACUUUCGUCAGCUUAAGCUCCUCAGCCAGUCUGUUGUCUCAUAAAUGACUGGUGUCUUUAUCAGUUACAUUACAAAAAAAAGUGAAUUUUGGAUUUAUGUCUUCGUAUGGUAAAUUCUUUAAGUCUACGUAUUACUUUAAAGGUCAAUUUUAUCUUUUCUUAUAGAGUGUUGUUGUUCCCCUUUUGCCAUAUCAGCUUUCACUGAUUCCAGGUGGUUUGGUAGAGAUGUUCUUAUGGCCUUCCUGUCACAACCCUGUAUUUUAUCCAGAGACCCAGAUUUGGGCGCUAUUGUGGCUACGUAGUUAGGGAGUAGCGUGAAGAGCUCAUCGUGCCUGGUAUCCCACUCACCAGUCCUACACACAGCCAACUGAGCCACCCAGCUGCUAUUUUAUUUUUCUAUUUUUAUUUCUUUUUACAAACAGUUUAUUUCCAUGUAAGGCAGUCAGAAAAAAGUGGCCCAUCUGAGCUUGGGAAAUUAACUGGCUCCCCAAGUCAUUUUUUCUGUCUUAUCGGUGAUGGUUUUGAUUCAUAAUAAAAGAUCUCUCUUUACCA
Messenger RNA from Oryzias latipes (Japanese medaka), 2068 nucleotides. RefSeq names its product H-2 class I histocompatibility antigen, Q10 alpha chain. Gene Ontology annotation, biological process: immune response. Gene Ontology annotation, cellular component: external side of plasma membrane. Lineage: Eukaryota; Metazoa; Chordata; Actinopteri; Beloniformes; Adrianichthyidae. The record is from RefSeq and is a predicted model, not a curated record.